UCUCAUCUUUUCUCCACGAGAAAUAGCCCAAGGGGCCCAAACGCCCAAACCUCAGAAAACCCCAAAACCCUAGUAGCUUCGCGUCCGUCUUCGCCUCCCCACGACACCGCCGCUCGCUCGAUUCCCGCAGCCAUGGUGCUCGGCCUCUACCCCUUCACCGACAUCGCCGCCGACGGCGUCCCCCGCCUCGACGCGGCCGCCGGCGAGAAGGUCGUCCGCGUCGAGCGCGCUGCCGCGCUUGCCCUCGGCCCCCGCGCACCGGAGCCCCCCGGUACCCUCUUCCUCACCACCAGGAGGGUGAUCUGGGUCAGCGGGGCGGAGAAGGGCAAGGGCUACGCGGUGGACUUCGUCACCGUCUCGCUACACGCCGUGUCGCGCGACCCCGAGGCGUACCCCUCCCCCUGCAUCUACACGCAGAUUGAGACAGAAGAUGGUUCCGAUGAGGAGUCUGAUGAUUCAGAUUCUGAAACAAAUGGAGAAAUAGAGGUCUCAAAAGUCACUGAAAUGCGCAUCAUACCUUCAGAUCCUGGUCAAUUGGAUGGACUCUUUGAAGCAUUCUCUCAUUGCGCUGAGUUGAAUCCUGAUCCUAAUGCUGAGAGUGAUGAAGAGAGUGGCUGGGUUCAUGGUGAUGAAGGUGAUGAAGAUAUGACAGAUGGAAGUGACAUUGAGUGUGAGUUUUCAGAUGUCAACCCAAUAGGUCAAACUGAUGACCAUGAUAUUGCUCAUGCUGUAGUUAAGCUUAAGAUCAAUGAACAACGUUUUGAGGAUGCAGAGGAAGAAGACCAGGAGAGCCAUGGAAACGGGCACUAGGAAUACGUUUAUUGUCCUCAAGGAAGCAAUAUAAUUGGUUCUUUGUACAUCGCCAUUGAUGCAGCAUAGUUCGCCCCAGAGACUUAAGUUUUUUUUUUAACUCUUAUUUCCCUGGUGUCAUUAACUCCUGUGGACCACCUUGUAAACAUGCAUUAAUGGCAAAAUAUGUGUGAAAAGUUCUUGCUACUGGUCAAGAAAAUUUUAGCUGUAGUCUUUUAGACCGUGCUGAAGGUCUUCAUAUAGAAUUGGGGACAAAUAGUUACUCUCUUUUGUUGUAUGUGUAUUGUGUACCAUAUAUCCAUGAUCAUCUAGGUUCAUACGGACACUGACUAUUUUACAUACUAAA
This is a messenger RNA of Phragmites australis (common reed), 1156 nucleotides long. Its product is annotated as chloride conductance regulatory protein ICln-like. Gene Ontology annotation, biological process: mRNA cis splicing, via spliceosome; spliceosomal snRNP assembly; cell volume homeostasis. The transcript has 7 exons. The record is from RefSeq and is a predicted model, not a curated record. The coding region runs from base 133 to 810 and encodes 225 amino acids. Gene Ontology annotation, cellular component: methylosome; plasma membrane; pICln-Sm protein complex. Lineage: Eukaryota; Viridiplantae; Streptophyta; Magnoliopsida; Poales; Poaceae.